AUGUCAGAUAUUUUAAAAGAAGCUAAUCAUUGGCUUGAUUUGGACUUUACUUCUCCAGUAGCAAAACUCAAAAGAAUUAAAACUUAUGCUUAUUCAUGUCUUGAACAGAAAGUACAAAACACAACUAGUAUAAUGAGAAUUACAGAUUUUUCUGCUUCAAAUGGAUGGUUGGAGAAAUUCAAAAAAUAUAAUAAUUUAAAAUCUCAAAUAAGAUUGGGUAAGGUGAAAGAAGCUGCUAAAUUAGAUUUAAUUUCUAUAUGUAAUGAUUUAUGA
Molecule: messenger RNA, 273 nt
Organism: Acaulospora morrowiae
Lineage: Eukaryota; Fungi; Glomeromycota; Glomeromycetes; Diversisporales; Acaulosporaceae
Source: the annotation of a GenBank genome assembly